UACAAACAGAAAUAUCGGACACCACUGACAUACAUAAAGAAAUGUCAGACACCACACCACAAAGCUGUGAUCCAGGAAUCAGCAACAGAGAUGGAACUUGCAAGGUUCUAGCACAUAAGCAGGCCCCUCCCCCUUCCAUGCCUGAGAUCACGGCAGAGGUGUCUGGCGGCAACGUGUACCUGAAGUGCGUGUUUGACGGCAACAGUGGGAACAGCUCCCUGGGCUUUGUUGUGACCUGGUACCGAUUGGCCCCAGACGACAGCAGGGAGGAGCUCAGACGUGAGACCACCUUACAGAGCUCCGCCCUCAUCGAGCUGGAUGGGAUCAAUCUGCGUCUUGGAGACAGGAUCUACUGCAGUUGCUCCAGUUUCUUUCUAGAUGUUCCAGACCUGCAAAGUGUCACAGUGGAGAGCAGCGACUUCUUUGCAGGGAUUCGACUACGGCCUGAGCUCGCCUCUGUCUCAGAGGAUGGGAAGCAGUAUGAGCUGCUGGUGGAGAGCACUGUUCCCUUGCCCUGCCUUCUACACACAUGCUCCCUUCAGUUACAGCUCAGCACCAGGAGCCAAGGUGAGGAGACUUUGGGUCCUGACCUGCUUCUGUCAGCCUGUGAGGUGGCACUGUUUCAGGUGUCAUCUCCUUGCCGUGACGGAGUGUGUAGCCGAGUGAUGCUUCGUUACCGCCCAGUGACCGACAUCAUCACCGAUGGAGACAGAAGCACUGAGAUUUAUGUCCAACCUAUAGUCAGCAGCAACUUCCUCUGGAAUGGAUACACACCCCAAAGUGUGCAGAUAACCGUAAAGGACAUCCCAGCUGGUUACUGUUAUUCCUUCACUGAUCCACACAUCAUCACGUUUGACGGCAGGAGGUAUGAUAAUCUCCAGAUCGGCACCUUCGUGCUAUACCGGAGCCAGGCCUGGCCGCUCGAGGUGCACGUGCGCCAGCGGGAGUGUGCCAGCACGACCCCUCACCCCACGUCCUGCGCUUGCGGCUUCGCAGCCAGAGACGCCGGCCACGUCGUCACCUUUGACAUGUGCGACGGGUUGGCCGGAGAGACGAAGCCUCGCCUCUCGGUCAGGAGCAGAGGUCAGGAGAAGAGCAACAUGCGCAUCACAGAGUCCUAUCAGGGCCGCAAAGUCACGGUGAGCUUCUCCUCAGGGGCAUUUGUGAGGGCAGAUGUAGCGGAGUGGGGCAUGAGUCUGAGCAUGACGGCCCCUGGUUCAGAUUGGGGCCACACUGAGGGCCUGUGUGGAACUUUCGAUGGUCAGCCGCUCAAUGACUACCAUAGAGAGGGUGGCAAAGCUGUGCAGGACAGUGCUUCUUUCAUUAACGCCUGGAGAUUAGCACCAAGCAGCAGUCUUUUUGACAAACUCCCAGCCUAUGAGAGCACGGCAAGCAUGCCCCCUUACUGCCACUGUGGUCAGGAGCCAGGCCUAUCAAGACCUAGAGCCCGCCCUCCCUCUAGCUCCUCCUCCUGCUCGCACACGGCCCGCCUUCGCGCUCCUUCUAUCAUCCCCUCUCUGGACGUCACAGCAGAUUACAUCAGCUUCCCAGACUCUUCUCUCCAUCCAGACAGGCCCAGCCAGUCCGCUUGGGGAGCAGACACCGACACCCGGAUUGUCCACUCUGUAAGCAGGCACCAGGGGCACGGACAAUCCCCUGCCUUCCAGAGUCUAAGCCACUCAGACCUGGAGAGCUUUGCCUAUUACUUCCCAGAGGACCACGCUGUGUCCAGCAAGCCCGAGGCACCGGCACCGACCUGGCCCACUGAGUCCGGCCUGACGGAGGCGGCCGCCCAGCAGCUCUGCGAGGGGGCCCUGCGGAACUCCACGGUCGGGCUGGCCUGCCGGCGUCUGCUGGGUGAGGUGCUGGAGCACGCGCUUGACAUGUGCGUGGCGGACCAGCAGCUAAAGGACGAGGCGGCAUGGCUGGGUGCCACCCUGCCCCUCCUGGAGAACGAGUGUGAGAGGAGGCUGGCAGAGGAGGUGGGGAGCAGGAAGGAGACCCGGGAAACGCUGGCUUUCCUCAGGUGCCCGAGCUCCUGCAGUGGUAACGGCCAGUGCACCGAGAGCGGAUGCAUGUGCUUCCCUGGGUUCAGCACAUAUGACUGCAGCCAAGCGUCUGAUCAGACUCCAGAGAUCAGCGCUUUGGAACCUGGAGAGCUGUGUGACGUUCGACAGAGCCUCUGCACCAACAUCCGUGUCCUCGGACAGGCUUUCACCAACUCCAGGGAGCUGAAAUGUGAAUUUAUGAAGGAGAAGAUAGUGGACGGUGAGUGGUCGCUGGGAGCGUCUGUGAUGAGCCCUGCCUUGUUCCUCAGCUCCUCUGUGUUAGAAUGUCAGCUGCCAGCAGAAGACAUUCAGUCUGCUCAAGCCUCACCCCCUCCAGUCACUCGAUGGCAAAUCAAGGUGUCCAACGAUGGCUACAGCUUCAGCAAUGCCAAGGUGUUCACACUGUUCGACGGAGCGUGUCAGGAGUGUGUGCUCAGCACUGCUGUUCGCUGCGCUCUGAAGAACGGCAGCUGUGAGAUCGAUGGCCAGUGUUACGUUAAGGACGAGCGAAGUCCCAGCAGUCCCUGCCUCACCUGUCGCCCUGCUCUGUCCACGCACACCUGGUCCGUCGCUGAGAAAAACAAGCCUCCAGUGUUCCAUUCAGAGCAAACCAAACUGCAGACGUUUUAUGGGGAAAACUUCGUGUACCAGUUUGUAGCUGCUGACCCAGAAGGCUCUACAGUUCUGUUCACGCUGCUGUCUGGUCCCAGAGAGGCGUUUCUCUCACCUGCUGGCCUGCUCAUCUGGAAGGCCCUGUCGUCCUCGCCGGUGAGCUUCGGACUGGCUGUGGCGGAUGACUGUAAUGCAGAGAGGCGGGCUGUCGUGGAGGUCUCAGUUCGUCAAUGUGACUGCCAGCACGGGGCCUCUUGUGUUACCAAUAUUAACUUCCCCCCGGGCAGCGGUGAGUACUUGUGUUCCUGCCCCGACGGUUUUGAGGGUGAGAGGUGUGAGGUUGACGUGGAUGACUGCAGACCAAACCCCUGCCGGAAGGGGGCCUGCGUGGACGGGCUAAACUCCUUCACCUGUCGCUGUGCAGCCGGCUGGACUGGUGCGAGAUGCGAGGAGGACAUUGACGAGUGCCUGCUGUCUCCAUGUUUUCCUGGAGUGGCCUGUAAAAACACACCAGGGUCAUUUGAAUGUGCGCCCUGCCCCGCCCACCUUAGUGGGGAUGGGAGGAGCUGCAAAGCAUUGCUCGAUGUGGGUGAAGACUCGGCAGUCGAGUGGCGUGGGAGAGUUAAGCUCACACCCACCAAACCCAGCCGUGCUCCAGCUCAGAGUCCAUGCUCCAGACGCCCAUGCUAUCCAGGCGUCCAGUGUUUUGAGAGCAGGUUCAUAUCUGUUGGGUACAUCUGCGGUCCCUGCCCUGCAGGUCUCCAUGGCAAUGGCCAAACCUGCGCUUCAAGAUCAGCAUCCAGGCAGACACCAGGCACCAGGGAAAGGGAUAGCCCUGAUGUCAUUUCCUCUUCCUCCCGGAAACCCGCUGAGCCCCCUGCUCGAGCCGAGAGGCUUCCAUCCAGCAGGAUGAGAUCAUCAGUUCUCGACAGAAAGGCCUCUGUCUCCAGUGUUGACCAAACCGCUGAGCCUGUAGCUCCUCUGGGUGCCGACCUGCAGCCACAUGAGCAUGACCCGGAGGAUGUGGUCGUCGGGGGCAACAGGACCUGCGCAGGCUCCAUCUGCUUCUACGGGGUGCCUUGUGAGCUCACUCCCACAGGACACUUCAAGUGUGGUCCCUGUCCCUAUGGUUACCAGGGCAAUGGCAUCACUUGUAAAGCGCUGUGUCGUUAUCCAUGUGGUCAGAACAUGGAGUGCACGCUGCCUAACACCUGCACCUGCAAAGAAGGAUACACUGGCUAUAACUGCCACAUAGCCGUCUGUCGUCCUGACUGCAAGAACAGAGGGAAGUGUGUGAAGCCCAACGUGUGCAAGUGCCCUGUAGGAUACAGCGGGCCAACCUGUGAGGAAGCUAACUGUAAUCCUCCAUGUCAAAACGCUGGCAGCUGUUUGGCCAGAAACCUGUGUACCUGCCCCUAUGGUUAUGUGGGCCCACGGUGUGAAAUUAUGGUGUGUAACAGGCACUGUGAGAAUGGCGGUGUGUGUGUGUCCCCGGAUGUGUGCGAGUGCAAACCUGGCUGGUUUGGACCAACGUGUAACUCAGCGGACUGUAAGCCUGUGUGUCUAAACGGCGGCACCUGCAUCAAACCCGGCGUCUGUGCCUGCCCCACUGGCUUCUAUGGGUCACAGUGUCAGAUAGCUGUCUGCAGCCCUCCCUGCAAAAACCGUGGACAGUGCAUGAGAAAUAACGUGUGUUCCUGUCCAGAAGGCUAUACUGGAAAGAGAUGUCAAAAGAGUGUGUGUGAUCCCAUGUGCAUGAACAAAGGAAAGUGUGUGGGACCCAGCACUUGUUCGUGUGUCUCUGGUUGGCAUGGGAAGAUUUGCAACAUCCCGGUGUGUUUGCAAAAGUGUAAAAAUGGAGGCGAGUGUUUGGGUCCCAACACCUGCCAGUGUCCUGCAGGCUGGGAGGGCUUCCAGUGCCAGACUCCCAUCUGCAAGUCCAGGUGUCUCCAUGGUGGAAGGUGUGUGCUGCCUAACUUCUGCCACUGUGGUCCAGGGUACAGCGGCCCUACCUGUGCCAUCAGAACCAGAAGAUGAAAGAAGAACCAGGAUCCCCCAAAGCUCCAGUGAGGCUGGUUCUGUAGACUUCGUCUGUUCCCAACAUAAAGAAAGUACAGAGAACUUGUGUAUGUGCCUGAGCAUGUGUGUGUGUGUGUGUGUGUUGUGUUAUGUGUGUAUGUUUGCACAUUUGCAUGUGUGCAUGAGUGAAACUCAUCAGCAGCUGGAAGAAGAAUGACUCUCCCUCUGGAGCUUUUCCGCUGGUGUAGCCUGCACCUCAUCCGGCUUGGCUGUGGAGUGGCCUGCAGCCAGAGCAGAGCAGAGCCUCCGUGCUGGAUGUCCUCUGCAAACUCUCUGCAAACAUGUUCUAUUUCUCUUUCCAGCUGGUUAAGUCCACUCAUUUCCUGACUCUUUGAAUGCUGUACAUUGAAGAAAAGUGUGUUUUAGUGGCAUAUGUUUCUUUUAUUUUGUAAAAUUAGUUAUAGAAAAAUAUUUUGAUUAUUGUAUUUUAGAUUGAGUGAGUAAUGUAUAUGUACUUUAUAUUUGAAAUAGAAUUAUCUGAAACUUCUCACGGCUUAUUAUUUAGUAAAUGUUUUAUUUUUAUUUCAAAAUAUACUGGUGACACUGGGUACAAGUAUAAACUCCUGCAUCAGUGUAUGUAACUCAUAUUUGGAAUUCAACUGAUACUUGCUAAUUGAAAUAAAGUACAGAAUGGUGAGUAA
Messenger RNA from Electrophorus electricus (electric eel), 5380 nucleotides. RefSeq names its product von Willebrand factor D and EGF domains (gene vwde). Lineage: Eukaryota; Metazoa; Chordata; Actinopteri; Gymnotiformes; Gymnotidae. Gene Ontology annotation, biological process: anatomical structure development. Gene Ontology annotation, molecular function: signaling receptor binding; calcium ion binding. The record is from RefSeq and is a predicted model, not a curated record. Gene Ontology annotation, cellular component: cell surface; extracellular region.